AUGCCUCAAUCCGUUAGUCAGUUCAUUCUCUUCCGGGUCAAGCCCUCUAUCAGGCCCGAGGAUCCAUCUAGCGAAGAAGGCACUGGCCUACUGAACGUCUUCCAAUCCACCAAAACCCAAAGCGGCCAUGAGAACUCAUCUUGGGGACGCACAUCCGAAGACGAAAACACCAUUGUCUGGGUUGUAGAUUGGACGGAUGCCCGCAGCUCAGCAAACAUACGAGCCCUCGACCCCUUUCUGGACACAGACAACCCACAGCCAGUGUCAUCACUUCACUUGACCCUGAGUCCACCAAUUUCUAGCACAGAGACACUAACUAAGAACCCGAUCACUGAGCUGUGCACGCUGCCUUUCGCGAGCGACCUCGAUGUGCUGGCAUCGAGGAAGCUGAACGCGGACUUGAUUAGUUUCCGCACCACGCUACUUGAGCAAUUGCCGCAGUCAGCGGGGCUGCGGUCAUGGUCCAUGGGACAUGUGGAUCGGCCCAGUAAGCUGCCGCAUGCGAAGAGCCCUAGUGGACACGCUAUGGUGCAUUUGAUCGCCGCGGGCUGGGAUAGUAUAGAUGCACAUCUCAAGGCCAAGGAAACAGAAAAGUUUGUUGAGAGUAUUGCGCCCAUUAGAGAGAAGAUGCUGGCGCCGAUGCCUGGGUUGGAGAUGAAGCAUGUUAGUUUCCAAAAGAUUUAG
Penicillium paradoxum is the source of this 684-nucleotide messenger RNA. RefSeq lists its product as uncharacterized. NCBI's taxonomy places the organism in Eukaryota, Fungi, Ascomycota, Eurotiomycetes, Eurotiales, Aspergillaceae. The transcript is spliced from 2 exons. The record is from RefSeq and is a predicted model, not a curated record. Bases 1 to 684 code for a protein of 227 amino acids.